Molecule: messenger RNA, 5716 nt
Organism: Pocillopora damicornis (cauliflower coral)
Lineage: Eukaryota; Metazoa; Cnidaria; Anthozoa; Scleractinia; Pocilloporidae
Biological process (GO): transmembrane transport
Cellular component (GO): membrane
Molecular function (GO): ABC-type transporter activity; ATP hydrolysis activity; ATP binding
Source: RefSeq, a predicted model, not a curated record
UUAAUAACUAGGCUUUGGUUUUACGUACAUCUGUUUAGUUGUACAACACAGCGAAAGUCGAUAUAUCCUUUUGAGUUAGUAAUGAUGUGUAACGGAUUUCCGCCGUUAUAGCAUAAAAAAAAAAAAGGAAAAGGUUAAUCAGCAAAGGAAAUUUCUAGAAAACUUCACAACCAGAUUUUAUUACACCACAAAUGUAUUUUUGGUUACAGUCCAAAGGCACUUUUUCACAUUGCGUGUCGCUCAUUAUUUUCUGUUAAUCUCCCCAUGCAAGUUCGUUUUUAUUCGGGAACAGAAGUGAGUCCCCGCUAUGUGCUUGAGGCUCACAGUUUAUUUCUCUUUAUCAUCGUGUGUUAAUUAAUUUUAAAAUUUCGUGAUUUUCUAAAUGCCGGCGUGGGUGCCUUGAUGGGAACUUUUGAGACAGCCUUUAAUGACGCACUCGGAUGUAAGAAAAAUAUCAAGCAAAAGGAAAGUUAAGCGUCACUUUGAUGAGUUUUCAUUAUGGGCUCGACAAAAAUACGGUUAUGUCAAUAUAAGUCAUUGUUCGCAUGUUAAAUAAUGAGUAAAAAUUUUCCCGCAGACAAUGAUAUUGUUAGCGAGAAGAAAAAAAAAACAUGUAUUAUGCAAUCUGUGAAACGUUCAUUAGUAGUUAAUGUUCCCAGGCUAUUUCUUAUUUACAGUCAUCUCAACCUUUGAAAACGGUUUCUUUCCUUACUUUACCUAUUCAAUGAGGUACGGCCAGAAGGGUUUAACCGUUACAAAUAGGCUGUAAAUUUAUGAAUGAUGAAUAUGGUAAACUGACGUAUUACGGGCUCCCUCCUCACGAAAUUUCCGUUUCGCCUUUAUUAUCUCUAUUGUUUUAAGGACCUUUUGCUCUCGUACGGCUGGGUGCUUUUGUCCGUUGUCUAAUUGAAUGUUUUGCAAUGUGAUGAUGGUAACGGAAUGACCCCAGACUGAUUUAAAAUGCCCUUUGAAAAUAUUCGCUGGUUUCAUGUUUUCUUCGUUGUAUUUCUUGCCUCGAAUGUGGACACAGUUACGGCCGCGAGAGAGUUACUCAGGAAUAACAUUAGUGAACCUCAAGCUAUCUGCAAUGACAAUUCUAGAGCCACGUUUUAUAUCGGAGCAAAGACAUCGAAGAAAUGGAUUGUGUUCUUUGAAAGUGGCGGAUUUUGUUCCUCGUUCGCAGACUGCAACAGACGUUACUUGAGUAAAGAUUCAACGAUCUUGAUGACUUCGAACAAGCUGCCUGAUAGAAUUACUGGACGAGAUCUGCUCUCUGCGUCUGGCAGCGAAAACCCAGCUUUCUUUCGAUACAAUCACGUUCUCGUUCCAUACUGCAGCAGUGAUCUUUGGCUUGGCUUGAAAACUAAUCCCAACAAACCGUUCCGUUUUGUGAACGAUUCGUCCGUCGAUAACUUCAGUUUUAGAGGACAGACGAUUUUUCGUUCGGUUUUCAUGGAUCUGCUACAGCUUCAUAACUUGACAGACGCCGAGGAGAUCAUUCUUGCGGGAAGUAGCGCAGGGGGGAUUGGUAUUCUGAAUCACGCGGAUUGGGUCUUGAAGUACGUAGUGGAAACACAUCGUUUAAACGCCAGCCUUUUGUCUUUAAUCGACUCAGCCUGGUUUAUCGACUUUCAGGGUAGUCUCCAGGGCAGAAUGAAUCCCAAGUUCACAUCAUUCGCAAAUAUUUCGUCGCCUGCUUGUUUAGAUUAUUCGCGUGGUCACACUUGUUGCCCAUCAGCACCAUGCAUGAUUGCGCGCGGGUAUUAUCCCGCAAGAGUCCCGUUACUUUUGAUCUCAAGCAUGUAUGAUAUUUACAUGUUUGGUGAAGUUGUUAAGACAUUAGAAGCCGAAGGAAAAACGGCAAAUGAGCACUCUGCAGAUUUCAUAUCUGCUAUAAACAUGUACGGCGGUGCGAUGAAUGAAUCUUUAUCGUCAUCAGAAGAACAGUCAUUGAAUGUGAGCUUCUUUACACCAGCAUGUUUUCAACACAUUUAUUUUGCCACCUCAAGUUUGUGGGACGAGAAUGGGAUCUUUUCUCCUUCAAUGGAAGUUGCAGUUGGAAAUGCAAAAUUUAGGAACAAAGUGCGAAGAAAAACUUGGGAGACAACAAAAAUAUCGAAGACCAGCAUGAAAGAUUUUGUAUCGACAUGGGUGAGAUCACGUGACGCUUCCAUAAAACUAAUUGACAGCUGUAUCGGUGCUCAGUGCAACCCUACGUGUCCCCAGCAGUUGUUUUUUAUAGAUCCUGCGGUGAACUGGGUCGAGGUGGUCAAGAUUGUCAUAAUCAUUCUGUCCCUGUUCAUCACAGUCACGUGCUUUGGUUUGAAGGCCGUAUUCAUGCUGUAUCAGUAUCACCUAUCAAAAAAACAAAGGCAGUACUUGACUGAUACUGAAUCUAAAGAAGCACAAAAAGAGUUGCCUCCGGCACAACCCAGCGAAAUAAUCAGCAUCGCCUGUUUAGCACUCAGCUACUCAGUCGACGUAAACAAGAAGAAAACAAAAAACGGCAGAGGUGAGACUUUAACCUUGGGGUUAAUCAUAAUCUUAGCCAGGACAGAUCAGCUCCAAAUGCGCAAUGAUACUAGAAUAAACGAGGAGACAGAUACACUCACUGAACCAAUUAACCGACGGACCGACCAACUGACCGACCGACCGACCGACCGACCAACCGACAGACCGACUGAAAGACCGACUGACUAUUUUGAAUUUUUUACAGACAAGCUGGCUCCUGAGACUAAAGUAGUUCAAACAGAUCAACCAGAAGGCACAUCUCCCUUGAUGAUGAGAAAUGAUUUAGAUAAUGUGUUCGAGGAGGAGGAAUCAACAAGCCUUUCCAGUGAAUCAAAUGGAGAAAUCGACUCUUUCCCAAGCGAUAACUUGGGUUUUGAGAGCUUAAUGUCUCUAACGCCUGAGCGAACAGAUUUUACCAAAAUGAAGUUACAUUCUACUCAGAAUGGUCAUUCUCAUAGUCAAGACAAUCCAAGAGUGAAGGUAAAAGAGGCGAAGACCAGAAAUGGACAAAACCAAAAACCAAUUCUAAAGAAUGUCUCUGUUUACUUUAAUCCUGGAGAGUUGGUAGCCAUCUUGGGUCCCUCGGGAUCUGGAAAGACAACUCUACUAGAUUUGCUGACAGGAAGGCGAGAAACAGGCAACAGCCAGGGUGCGGUGUUUAUAAAUGGAGUUCCUAGAAGUCUUGGUAAUGUGCACAAAUGGUUCGCUCGCAAGAUUGGUUACGUGUUACAACUGGCUGUGCCUUACUAUGAAGAACUCACUGUGCGGCAGAAUCUCUUUUUCGCUGCUCACAUGCGGCUGCCUAAAUCAAUGAGCAAUGCACAGAAGUUUGAACGCGUUGAACAGAUACUUGUAGAGAUCGGUCUUACGUCUCUGGCUGAUACAGUUGUUGGUGGGUCUGUGGGUCAAGGUCUCAGUGGAGGACAGAAACGUCGAUUGUGUGUCGCUCUUCAGAUGAUAAAUCUGCCAUCUGUGCUUUUCCUUGACGAACCAACUUCGGGUCUGGACGCAUCAUCUUCCCUGGAGCUGUUGAAUCUUCUCAAUGUUGUUGCUGAGACAGGCAGACUAGUGAUUCUCACUAUACAUCAGCCGAGGGUGGAAAUCUUCCAUCUUUUCCACAAGAUUAUCCUUAUGUAUGAUGGUCAGGUGGCGUAUUACGGCGAGCCUACAUCAGCCCCGACUCUCUUUCUUAAAGCCUAUCUACAGUCAACAACUGAAGAAUUUCGACUCAGUGAAGAAGCGCCAAAAAUUGAUGCCAAAAACCCUGCAGACACAAUUAUGGAUAUAAUGAACUGCAGUGAGGCUCGCCGAGCCAUCCUGGAUUAUUACCAAAGAAGUGGUGAGCCAGAGGCAGUCCAGGAAGCUAUCAAAAAGGCACAGGAAGACGCAAGAAACAUUUUUACUAUGCAAAACAUGAACUCCGACAAAGAGGAGAUAAACGAUGCAGGAACAUUUAACAGAAUAUUUGUGUUGGAAGGCCGAACUUCCCUGAGUCAAACACUUGCACAAAUUUGCUAUUUUCCUCUGAUAUUCUUCUUGUUUGGAUUAGUAGUAGGAACGAUUUACUUUCGGGCGCAGGACAAAGAUGGGAUUUUGCUGAUGUCAGCAUUUUGUGUCUAUUGCUGCUGCAGCCCCUUGUUUCUCAGCUCAGUUCUAAUGGCGCAUCUAAACAAAGCUCUAAAUAUAUAUCACCUUGAACGUGCUGAUGGGUGCGGUCGGUCAUAUGAGAAUGUGAUUCAGACAUACGUGCGCAUUGCUGCUCUGUGUGUGAUUCCAAUUCUAGUCCGUUCGGCGAUGUCUUAUUUAUUGGUCAUGACGUCAUAUGAUUUGAAGACAUUUUUCUUGUUAAUAAUCAUCUCAUUGGUUUUAAACCAAACCUGGAUUGCAGUCUACAUGAUGGUGAUUUGUGCACAUCCGGGAUUCGCUAGUCGCAUUUGUCCGAUGGUAUCCGCCAUCGGAGGCUUCGCGGGGGGCUUUUUAGUACCCAGACCUCAAAUGCCGGCUGGGUACAACCUACUAUUCUACAUCAACCCACAAUUCUACGGUUAUUCUGCUAUCUCCAAAGCCUUAUUACAAAACCUCCGCCUAAAAUGUGUUUACGAGUCCAAAUUGAAUUGUAUCAGUACUGAAGGCAAUGCUGUUUUGGCCGGAUUUGGGUUCGACACGGUCAAUAUUUAUGAAAAUUUGGCGAUAAUGCUUGGGAUGACAGUAAUAUCAUUAAUUUUCUCCUGGCUGUUUCUGGAAGUAAAAAACAUGAAGAUGAAAUUCUCCAAAACGUCAUCAAAAAUAUCAAGGUCACAAGUGGAUAAAAUACUAGAAGAAUCAAUCGAGCUUCUAAAUGAGGCAGGCCACACAGCUAACCCCACUCGCCGGAGGUCCACGUUAGGCAUUGUUACCCAUGACGACGGACUGCACACCGUGAAGCUUCCGGACAGUCCCAUUUCUCGCGAGUACCAGCCAGAUCCAGAUGUUGUUUCUUUGAUGCCACAAGCGAGUCCUGUCAUGUCUCGAGAGAGUCGGUGGGCGAUUGUUCGUAGGCGUAUGGCGGAGAGAAGGUUAAGCACCCAUCUUGAGAUGCAGAACGUUCAGAGAAUCGUCAGACAUUCCACAUUUAUACAAUCAAAACAAGUUCAGUCUCAAAUGGCAAGGACGCGAAAGAAAACUAUACCUUUGCCACCGAGAAGUAGACACAACAGUGACCCUGGAGCAAACGGACAAAAACCAGAACCAAAAACGAAACGUCACCAGUCAUACCAUGAAACCAACGAUCACAACCCUAUGAAUCUUGAACUGAAAAUGACAACUUGGCAACCCACGCCACGACCAAAGAGUGUCUGUUUUCCUGUGGUUGAAGAGGGAGAUCAAGAAAUGACGAGUCGUAGCUCGUCAUUGAAAAGUAUCCGUGAACAUGAUGACGCGUUUGGCUCUGUGGAAGAAGAAGAGGAUACCGCGAAUAUCGUUGUUGACACCAAGUUUUAAAAAUAGGGAAAACCCAAAAGAGCAAUAGACAUUUUUUCCUUCAUUACGUAAUUAAUAGUAAAAAAGUCACAUUCAAAGACAAGUGCUGAGUAAGUAGGCUUUAAUAUCAGUUGACUUCUCUGAUGUCACAACGUCUUUAUAAAUACUGAUUUAUUUAUCAUGCACAAUCUUCACAGUUAACUGCACAUUAUUCCAAAAUACAAAAUAAAAAAUGCAAAAAUUUAAA